Molecule: messenger RNA, 2570 nt
Organism: Bombus pyrosoma
Lineage: Eukaryota; Metazoa; Arthropoda; Insecta; Hymenoptera; Apidae
Gene: SAK
Product: serine/threonine-protein kinase PLK4
Exons: 10
Coding region: 152-2494 (780 amino acids)
Biological process (GO): protein phosphorylation
Molecular function (GO): protein binding; ATP binding; protein kinase activity
Source: RefSeq, a predicted model, not a curated record
GUAUAAAAUUUACAUAUGGCGAACGCGCCAUGUUAUUUCUAUUUACUAAUUUAUUGAUAUAUUUACUAAAUACAUUUAAUUUCGAAGAAAUUGUGUGCAAAAGAAAACUACCAUAUAGUGAUCGUGGUGAUUGGAGCAAUUAUAUGGUUUUAUGACUCGAAGGCCUGUGAUGCCAUCGUUAUCGGGAGUUUUUGGUGAACAAAUAGAGGACUACGAAGUAUUAAAUUUACUUGGGAAAGGGGGCUUUGCUAGUGUAUAUAGAGCAAAAUGCCUGCGCAGUGGUAUAGAAGUCGCAAUAAAAAUGAUCGACAAAAAAUUGAUGCAAGCUGCUGGGAUGGUGGAUAGAGUUGGUCAAGAAAUAGCAAUUCAUUCGAAAUUAAAGAACCCAGCUAUUCUUGAACUGUACACAGUUUUCCAAGAUGCUAAUUAUGUUUAUUUGGUAUUAGAAUUAUGUCAUAAUGGAGAACUCCAACGUUAUCUUAAAAUGCAAGGCUCUCGUGCAUUGUCUGAAGCACAAGCUGGUCAUAUAAUUAGUCAAGUAGUGCAAGGAUUAUUAUAUUUACACUCAUACCAGAUACUUCACAGAGAUAUGUCUUUGUCGAAUUUGCUUCUGACUAAGGAUAUGCAAGUGAAAAUAGCAGAUUUUGGUCUAGCUACCCAAUUAACAAGGCCUGAUGAGAAACACUUAACUAUGUGUGGUACUCCUAAUUAUAUAUCGCCUGAGAUAGCAACAAGGUCAUCACAUGGUUUGGAAGCAGAUGUAUGGAGUUUAGGAUGCAUGCUAUAUACUCUAUUAGUUGGCAAACCACCAUUUGAUACAGAUGCUGUUAAAAGCACUUUAACACGUGUGGUAAUGGCUGAUUAUAUCAUGCCAGCUCAUUUAUCAGAUAAUGCUAAAGACCUAAUAGAUAAGUUAUUAAAAAAGAAUCCAAAAGAUAGAAUCCGCUUGCGUGAUAUUCCGAAACAUCCGUUUAUCACUAAUAUAAAAAAAAAUAAAUUAUACAAUGAAAAGAAUAAUAUGAACAAAGGAUUAUUGGGAAAUGGUAUCGUUGAUUCAGGGGUUGGAAGAACAUUGUCUUCAUAUGGAAAGCCAAGAAUGCGUUGUAGGUCGGAAGAGAGAAUAUCAUCAACGCCCAUUAUGUCUAGUGCCCUUGGACCUAUGUUUAGCGCGAAAAGUGAUCCUUCAUCUGAGCCUGUUGUAAGAAUGCAUUCACACAGAACAAAUGGUAUGGAUCAUCGCGCUAAAGAAUAUCCCGUAUUAACUGGAAUACCAUUAGUACCACAAAGUAAAGUUUUCUCACAAUGUGAGCUCUAUACCAGUUCCAAUGCAUAUCAAGAAAUUGACAAACACAGGUAUGAUAAGCAUAGGAAAAAGGAAAAAGCUGAAAAUUGUUCUGAAAGUACAGAAAACGGUGGAAAAUUAUCAGUCUCGCCUUUGUCUUCUAAAAGAUUACAACCUGUGAGGCAUAAGACAAAAACUGCAAUUCUUACUAUUCUAGAUAAUGGCGAAGUUUGCGUCGAGUUUAUUAAACGUAGAAAUGGCAUGGAAAAAAUAAGUGAAGUGUGUCGAAUAUCGAACGAUGGUUUAAGAAUUAUUCUCUACAAACCAACAUCAUUAAUGAAUAUUGGUAAUCAACCACUCCCGUUACCGACUCGUGGGGCAGAUAGCAUUUAUUCAUACGAAAAUUUACCUGCCCAUCAUCACAAAAAGUACAUAUAUGCUUCUCGUUUCAUAAAACUUGUAAAAGCAAAAACUCCGAAAUUAACGAUGUAUACUGAACGAUCAAAAUGUCAGUUUAUGGAAAAUGGACCACAUCCAAAUUGUGAAAUUCACUUUUAUGAUGGAGUAAAGAUUGAACGUGUUGAUGGUAUCGUAAAAAUAAUGGAAAGGAGUGACGGUUCCACUUAUGUCGAGGGUGAAUUUCCAUCCCAUUUAGAUACAUAUUACGAACAUUAUUCAGAAUGUUAUCAGCGUUGUUUGUUGAUAGAGUCUACUUUAACAUCUUUAGAAACAGCUACAGGAUAUUCCUGCUUUCCUAUUCUUAUUGGACGUAAGCCUAAUGCGGCUUUGAGUGAUUCUCCUUGUUUACAAGGAAAAGAGAAUAUUUCGCAAGCAACGAACAAUGCUCCCGUUAUGCCGUCUUUUGAUGCUAGUUCUGUUAUUUCGACGGUAGCAUCGCGGUCACGAAAAAUGAAUUCUAUACGAAAUAUCAGUAAUAGCUUUUGUAAAGUAUCAAUUCCAGGUAUAGGUACUGCGACAAAAUUAUCUUCUGGAGAUAUUCAUGUUGAUUACAGAGAUGGUACUACUUUAACUGUAAGUCCUCGGAGCAACGGCAAUGAUAUAAUCUAUAAAGGAAAUAAUGGUAUGGUUAUAAAAUAUGAUCAGAAUUAUCAACAAAACGUGGAAGUACCGCAUAUUGUUAAAGAAAAAUUAUGCUACAUACCUGGAGUUAUUAAAUAUUUUGCUCAACCGAAGAGUAAGAACAUCCGGUAGUUUUUAGCCAUACAUUUAGAUAUAAAAUGUUUUGUAUAAAAUAUAGAGGGUGGGCCAAAUAAAAUAUUCUAAGCUA